Camellia sinensis is the source of this 1727-nucleotide messenger RNA. Its product is annotated as Eukaryotic aspartyl protease family protein. Lineage: Eukaryota; Viridiplantae; Streptophyta; Magnoliopsida; Ericales; Theaceae. Gene Ontology annotation, biological process: proteolysis. Gene Ontology annotation, molecular function: aspartic-type endopeptidase activity. The record is from RefSeq and is a predicted model, not a curated record.
UGUCUCUCUUACAAUCUCUCUCUCUCUCUCUAAAAUGGCAUCAAGAGCCACCAUACUCGUGCUCAUUGUCUUUUCCUUCCUCUUCCUCUCUUCUAUCUCCACCGCUCUCGAAUACCAGACCUUACUUGUAACCUCUCUCCCCAAUCCACACACCCUCUCCUCAUCGACCACCCAACAAGACUCUCAAAUCCCACAACCACCCAACUCCCAGACCUCUCUCUCUCUCCAGCUCCACCACCGCGACUCUCUCUCCUCCAACUCCACUCCCGAAUCCCUCUUCCACCUCCGCCUCCAACGCGACGCCUCCAGGUCCUCCGCCAUCUUCCGCCGCGCCACCAACUUCAGCAGCUCCGUCAUCUCCGGCCUUGCCCAAGGCAGCGGCGAGUACUUCACUCGCCUAGGCAUCGGCACUCCACCCAAAUAUUCAUACAUGGUUUUGGACACUGGGAGCGACGUCGUCUGGACCCAAUGCCUUCCUUGCAACAGCUGCUACCCUCAGUCGGACCCUCGCUUCAAUCCGAAGAAAUCGGCGACUUUCGUCUUCGUCAAAUGUGGGUCUCUGCUCUGUCUCCAACUCGAUUCGCGAAGCUGCAAUCACAAAACAUGCAACUACCGGGUCGAGUACGGCGACGGAUCGUUCACCGCCGGCGAAUUAUCCACCGAAACGCUCACGUUUCGAGGGACAAGAGUGAAGAACGUCGCUCUGGGUUGCGGUCACGACAACGAGGGUUUGUUCGUCGGCGCGGCCGGUUUAUUGGGUUUAGGCCGGGGAAAGUUGUCGUUUCCGAGUCAGACCGGUCGGCGAUUCGGCCGGAAAUUCUCCUACUGCUUGGUCGACCGGUCCGCUUCGUCUCAACCGUCUUCAAUCAUGUUCGGCGAACCGGCUGUUUCUCGAACCGCCGUCUUCACUCCCUUACUCACAAAUCCUAGAAUCGACACUUUCUACUACGUCGGUCUCACCGGAAUCAGCGUCGGCGGAUCUUGGGUCAAGGGCAUCACGGCGGCGCAAUUCAAGCUCGACGCCGCCGGCAACGGCGGGGUCAUCAUUGACUCCGGCACCUCCGUGACCCGCUUGACCCAACCCGCUUACACAGCGUUCCGAAACGCUUUUAUAUCCGGAGCGUCCGAUUUGAAACGGGCACCCGGCUUCUCGCUCUUCGAUACCUGCUUCGAUCUAUCGGGGAAGUCAGAGGUUAGGGUUCCGACCGUGGUGCUUCACUUCGUCCGUGCUGACGUCUCUUUGCCGGCGGCGAAUUAUCUGAUUCCGGUGGAUAGUAAGGGAACCUUUUGCUUUGCAUUUGCGGGUACGAUGAGCGGGCUAUCCAUAAUUGGCAACAUCCAGCAGCAGGGAUUCCGGGUCGUGUACGAUUUGACGGGUUCUCGGGUCGGGUUUUCUCCGAACGGGUGUGCUUGAUUGGGUGGUGGGAAAAUUUCUUUCCCUUAAGAUUCUUUGAGGAGAAGAAAAUUAUACAUACUAGUGAAGGAGGAAACAUCUUCACGUGUUGUUUGUUGAAUUUAUGGAUUAAAUUAUUAUUGCUCUUUAAUUACAGGGCAAAGAUAAGGAUGGUGGUAGAAUUAAAUUUGUAUUAUUUUUAGCUUUUUAUUUAUAUUAUUAUGUCAUAAUUAAUGCCAUGGGUUAAAUUUACCAAACAAAAAUGUUAUACAUUUUGUUUUUGUACCCAAAAAAAAUUCAAUGAAGAAUGAUGUGAUUGAUUUGUGUUUUAUUA